Caenorhabditis sp. 36 PRJEB53466 is the source of this 2162-nucleotide messenger RNA. The record is from the annotation of a GenBank genome assembly. NCBI's taxonomy places the organism in Eukaryota, Metazoa, Nematoda, Chromadorea, Rhabditida, Rhabditidae.
AUGGGAAUCUGUAUUGUAAGUUUUCUCAAAGUUCCCCACUUCCACUCUCUCUCUCUCUCUCAAUUUCAGAGCCAAGAGUACAAAAAGCCGACGGCGCAGCAAGAGGAGAUCCUUCACGACUUUUCAAAGUUCGCCAAGACCGAAGAGCGCCCGCCGAUGGCCGUCGAGCAUCAGAUGUACGACUACGCGCAGGCGGAGGAGGAGCAGGAGGACGAGUUGUUCGCGAUCGUCUGUUGUCCGCACUCGAUCGGAUUCGCGAGCGACAAGAUCGCACUGAUCGACCUGGAUCCGACGAGCGACACCUACUGCUCGGUGCUCUCGGAGAUUCAAUUAACGUCGAAAGGCGACGAGCCGGGCCGGAUGAACUGGGCGAAAUCCGCCGAAUCGCUAUCGGAAAUGAGCAGACUGGAGAGACGGAAUCUCAUCGUUCCGUGUAUGAACUCUGGCAAAAUCUACGUUUUGAGCUUUGAGGAGAAAAAGUUCAAGAUUGAAAAGGUAAGCGAUCCUUGGAUUGACUCUUUUCGAAUCAGUACCACACAGGAAAUUCGCGGCGACGAGCUCUUCCGCAAAGACGUCUCCUGCCCGUACGCAGUCCGUUCUCUUCCGCUCAAAGGAGCUCCGGUGCACGUCUCCACAUUAGGCGACCGAAAUGGACACGGAAAAGGUGAGCGUAGGCGUGGGCGUAGAGAUCAUAGAUCUAGACGAUGAGCUUGUCAGGCGAUUUCGUGCUGAUCGACCGAAAGAGCUGGGACGUGCGGCAGAAGAGCGAGCCGACGUUUGCCAACUUUGGCGGCGACUUUUGCCUCCAGCCACGUCACAACCUGCUCAUCUCGAGCGAAUGGGGCCAUCCGCGACUGUUCAGGGACGGAUUCUCGCCGAGCGAACUCGAAAACGGUAUUCGUACGCUUGUGCCUGCGGUCAGACGCUCAUGAUUUAGUGUCAGAGAGUUUCGGAUCGAGUCUGCACGUGUGGCAGAUCAGCCCGCCGAAGCUGCUCCAGUCGAUCAGUCUGGAUCCGUACAGCGCGAGUCUGGUGACCGCCGUGAAGUUUUUGCACAACGCCGACUGCAAUCACGCGUUCGCCAUCUCGGCAGUCGGCAGUUCCAUCUUCCACUUGCACAUGAACACGCUGAGCAAAGAGUGGGUCGCCGAGCGGGUUGCACAUAUUCCAUCCAUGAAGGUAUCCUGGCAAAACGGACGUACAUACGUGGCUUCUCAACUCAAACUGCACAUUAUAGGUAGAGCGCUGGCAAAGCGACGAAAUUCCGGCACUUUUGACCGAUAUGAUCAUCUCGAUGGACGACCGAUGGUUGUACGUAUGCGGGUUUCUGCACGGAGUCGUGUGGCGAUUCGACAUUCAGGAUCCGUUUCGAGUCACCCUUUAUGAUAAGGUUAGUACGCGUAGUAGCAUAGUUACAGCUACUUUCAGAUCAACCUGGGCGGAAUCCUGGAGAGCUUCCCCGAAGUUCGCGUCAAGACCUCGAAUGCGAUGGAGGACCGCUGGUGGCUGCCGCCCGAGUCCCGCCCGCUGCCACGUGGCACCAGAUUUCGUGGCGGUCCCGCUUUGAUGCAAUUGUCGAAAGACGGCGCCCGUCUUUAUGUUUGCAAUUCGUUUUAUAAAGCCUGGGAUGCGCAGUUUUAUCCGGAGCUUAUUUCGUGAGUUUUCCUAUUGGCGACGAGGGAGGAAAGGAUUCCAAGAAAAAAGAGGAGAAGAAGAAGAAGAAGAAGAAGGACAAAAAUCAUUGGAUUUUCAGAGAUGGCGGUCAAAUGGUUCGAGUGGAUAUUGCGGUCGACGAUGUGAUGAGGUUGAACGAGAAGUUUUUGGUUGAUAUGAAGGUGAGCGGGUCUCGCCACGAAAGUUGAACGGUAAUCGAGGCCUAGACGUUCACUAAAACAAGUAUUUUGGGUUCAAGUAUCAAACUGAUCCGAUUAUCUGGUCCGGAGAAAUGUCGAAUCUUUCGGGACCAGAUGAUUGGAUCGUUUUGAAACCUGCACCCAAAAUACUUCAAUCCAAGUGUGUAUUGAAAGCAAUUCAAAAGUCCAGCCUCGUUCUCUAUAGAAACUUCCACAAGAUGCCAAUUUCAGGGCCAGCCAAACGGACCGUUUGUGAUCCGCGACAUCAAGUUUCUGGACGGCGACUGUACAAGCGACUCGUUCCUUUGA